This is a messenger RNA of Ctenopharyngodon idella (grass carp), 1990 nucleotides long. It is a transcript of the gene septin7b, whose product is annotated as septin 7b. The record is from RefSeq and is a predicted model, not a curated record. Gene Ontology annotation, biological process: cilium assembly; cytoskeleton-dependent cytokinesis. Gene Ontology annotation, molecular function: molecular adaptor activity; GTPase activity; GTP binding. Gene Ontology annotation, cellular component: septin complex; microtubule cytoskeleton; cell division site. NCBI's taxonomy places the organism in Eukaryota, Metazoa, Chordata, Actinopteri, Cypriniformes, Xenocyprididae.
AGCAGAAGAAUCUGGAGGGAUACGUGGGCUUUGCAAGCCUCCCCAACCAAGUGUACAGAAAGUCAGUGAAGCGGGGCUUUGAGUUCACUCUGAUGGUUGUGGGAGAGUCAGGGUUGGGAAAGUCCACGCUGAUAAACUCUCUGUUCCUGACGGAUCUGUACUCUGGAGAAUACCCCGGGCCUUCGCACAGAAUCAAGAAAACAGUUCAGGUGGAGCAAUCUAAAGUGUUGAUGAAGGAGGGGGGUCAGCUUCUUCUCACGAUAGUGGACACUCCUGGAUUUGGAGACGCUGUGGACAACAGCAACUGCUGGCAGCCGGUCAUUGAUCACAUCGACAGUAAGUUUGAGGAUUAUCUGAACGCCGAGUCCCGCGUGAACAGACGGCAGAUGCCGGACAGCAGAGUGCACUGCUGCCUGUACUUCAUCGCUCCCUCAGGUCAUGGACUGAAACCUUUGGACAUCGAGUUUAUGAAACGGUUGCAUGAGAAGGUCAACAUCAUCCCGCUAAUUGCCAAAGCAGAUACCCUGACCCCCGAAGAGUGCCAACAGUUCAAGAAACAGAUUAUGCGAGAAAUUCUGGAGCACAAGAUCAAAAUCUACGAGUUUCCAGAGACGGAUGAUGAGGAAGAAAACAAGAUCGUGAAGAAAAUCAAAGAUCGGUUGCCCCUGGCUGUGGUCGGAAGCAACACUAUCAUCGAGGCGAACGGCAAGAAGGUUAGAGGAAGGCAGUACCCGUGGGGAGUGGCAGAAGUUGAGAAUGGAGACCACUGUGAUUUCACACUCUUAAGGAAUAUGCUCAUCAGAACCCACAUGCAGGACCUCAAGGACGUGACGAAUAACGUCCAUUAUGAGAACUACAGAAGCAGGAAGCUUGCGGCCGUCACCUGUAACGGAAUCGACAACAACAAAACCAAAGGCCAGCUCACCAAGAGUCCCCUCGCCCAGAUGGAGGAGGAGAGAAGGGAGCAUGUGACCAAGAUGAAGAAGAUGGAGAUGGAGAUGGAGCAGGUCUUUGAGAUGAAAGUCAAGGAGAAGAUCCAGAAGCUGAAAGAUUCAGAGGCGGAGCUGCAGCGGCGUCAUGAGCAGAUGAAGAAGAACCUGGAGGCUCAGCAUAAGGAGCUGGAGGAGAGACGGCGUCAGUUUGAGGAGGAGAGAUCGACCUGGGAGACCCAGCAGAGAAUCCUGGAGCAGCAGAAAAUGACUUUGGAAAAGAACAAGAAGAAAGGGAAGAUCUUUUAAGAUGAUUUCGAUGAUGAUCAGGUUGUUCUCAUUGGCCAAUCCUCCCCGACCCGACACCCGCGUCGCCUUCAGACUCGGAGCUGUUCGUGGACCUUCAUGAACGUCAAGCCAAACCCUUACCGAUCUAAAACAAAUUCACUUACCAGCUGAUGUCUGCUGUUAUAUUCCAAAUUUAGCGAUACUCAUCAACCAAAUAACACGAACCUCCAUAACAGAAUAUGACUGUGCUCUAUUUUCCCCCCUUGAAAACAUGUAAACCUGAAGAAACCCAUAUAACGUGGCCAAAUUAAACAAUUGUAAAUGCACAAAUGGCGUCCGGAGGGGAUGGGCAAACGUAUUAUUUGCUCCUUUUGGCUUAUGAUUUAGUUUUUCUCUUACUGCAGAAGUGUUUCAAAAUAUAGUGUCUGUCUCGUCAAUAUCCUUUGACCACCUCCUAUAACUUCAUUAAUGUUAUUUCAGUUAUUUUUUUAUAUAUUAUAUAUAAAUAUGUAUACGUACACCAAGACAGCUAACGUAAUAUUUUUUUGUAUGUUUAUUAGAGUACUCCGCAGACUGGUGUCUUAAUACAUGGACGGUCUUUAUUACUCUUGAACGGUCGACUGGUUUCAGCAUGUUUGUCUGCUGUACAGUAUUUCCAGCUGUUAUAGGACAGAACCAGUCCAAAACUUGUUUUUCUUAUGUUCUCCAUCUAUGUAUUUUUAAUUUUAUUUUUCAUUUGUAUUGUACAGUCUCUUAAUAAACUUGUGAUGAUA